Molecule: messenger RNA, 384 nt
Organism: Cyclospora cayetanensis
Lineage: Eukaryota; Apicomplexa; Conoidasida; Eucoccidiorida; Eimeriidae
Product: small nuclear ribonucleoprotein SmD1b
Exons: 1
Coding region: 1-384 (127 amino acids)
Biological process (GO): spliceosomal snRNP assembly; RNA processing
Cellular component (GO): precatalytic spliceosome; pICln-Sm protein complex; SMN-Sm protein complex
Molecular function (GO): RNA binding
Source: RefSeq, a predicted model, not a curated record
AUGAAGUUGGUGCGGUUUCUGAUGCGUCUUGCCAAUGAGACGCUGGUUUUGGAGCUGAAAAAUGGCACAAUCGUGCACGGAACUAUCGUCGGUGUCGAUGUUGCGAUGAAUACGCAUUUGAAGAAUGUCAAGCUCACCGUGAAGCACUCAAACCCAGUUUCCAUGGAUUACCUCACCAUCAGAGGCAGCAAUAUAAGAUAUUUCAUUCUGCCCGACUCCCUGCCUUUAGACACCCUUCUUAUUGACGACACGCCCGUUCAAAGGCCCCCGAGGGAAACUGGACUGCGACCCCUCGCAAGAGGAAGAGGAAGGGGCGGCAGGGGAGCAGGUCCGAGGGGUGGCAGAGGAUCAGGCCCAAGGGGAGGAGGCUUCAGAGGGAGGUAA